GCAGUGAGUAGUGUGGAUAAUGUUGUAAUUAAGGAAAAAGCCGCCGGGCGGCCUUGGCAGCUGAGAGGAGGUCGCAGUCGCAGUUCUUCAGUUGCCGCGGCCGCAGAAGUUAGUGUGACACACGGACAUGUCUAGGCCUCCAGUUCCAGCUCCAGCUGUUCUGCUUCUCCUCCUGCCGCUGCUCUGUGUCAAGGUGGUGUCCCCAAGCCCAAGUGAGGGCAAGGAGAUCGCAGAUAGGCUCGGAGAUGACCUCUCUUUUGCCUCGAAGCAAGUGAUUCGAGGAUUCACCGCCAUCUUCGCGCCUCUGUUGGAUACUGCCCACGGGUUUGCCAAGAGAAGCGGAGACGGUGACGAUGCCUCCCAGAACUUCCGCACAGUGUUGUUGAGAGAUGGUGUCAACGCUUUUGGGAAAGGAGUGAAAGCUUCGGCAACAAUCUUAUCUUCUCCAGCGAGGGUUGUGGGUACCGGAUUAGAAGAAAUUAACAAGGUCGGACAAGCAGGAUUAGAAUCUAAAGUUCCUUUAAAAACUGUACCUAACCUCUCACGAUCUAAAACACCUCUGGGAAUUGAAGAUCAGGCCAAAAUAGCUUCAACUCUUCUGAACACCACAGCUUCGGAAUUUUCCCAGGCAAAUCUAGGGGCUGUCUUGGUUGAAGUGGCUUUGAAAAAUAGGAUCAAAGACAUUGGUAACAAAACAGCUACAUUUGUGGGGUCUAUGAGUGGUCCAGCACCAAAGAUCGAGGCAAAGAGAAGUAACAAGCCUGAAGACAAUGGAGGACCCGCCGAGGGACCAAAGACUUCUCCAGAGGUUGAUGAGCUGUUGGAACAGUUUAACGAAGCUGUCAGGAGAAAUGAUGAACGCGUUCUGAGUGCACUUAAGCUUGUUCUGGCUCAAAUAAAUCCUCCAAGUAACUAAUUAUGUAGGCAAUAUUGUUCAGUAGAUAAAAUGAAACGUGUUUUGAUAUUAGUUAAUACUGAGUAAUCCAAAGAGUUUUUAAAGAGUUAGAUAAAUAGUUUGAAUAUAACUGUAAUAGUUUUUAUAUUAAUUUAGCAUUUUAUAUAAGUAACAUUGAUAAUGUAUACAAAAAUAAUUCUAGUUCUCAAGCAUUCAUAGAUGCUUUUAUUUAUAUCGUAUGUAUAUCACAUAAGAAUUUAUAUGUAUGUGUAACCGAUGAUUUAAGAUCUAUCUCUUCUCAAGAGAAAUAGUUUAAAUUCUAGUAUGUACAAAAUGAACAGUUUUAAAGAAUAUGUAUAUUUUGAUUUAAGUGAUUUUAAAAGAAGUUAUUAAUAUGCCAGAUUUAUAAUAGUAAUGAAAUAAUUCUGUUAGAUUUAAUAAAUAAUGAAUUGUAGCUUAUAUUGAAAAAAUAAUUUUCACGAUGUAUUUUAUAUACGCCGGUAAAAUCAUUUCAAUAAAAUAAUUGAAUAAACACUAAGUGAUUGUAUGUGAACAAAUUCACUAUGCAAUAUUUUUAAUAAAGUUAUUAUUACUGGCUCCAGUACUUUACA
Molecule: messenger RNA, 1506 nt
Organism: Homalodisca vitripennis (glassy-winged sharpshooter)
Lineage: Eukaryota; Metazoa; Arthropoda; Insecta; Hemiptera; Cicadellidae
Exons: 2
Coding region: 128-916 (262 amino acids)
Source: RefSeq, a predicted model, not a curated record